UUUGGGCUCCUCUCUUCCUCUCGAAAAACAAUGGCUUCAUUUCAUUCUCUUUGCUUUGUGAUACUCUUAUUGAUGAUAAAUAGUCGUAUUACUUAUAUUUCUGCUCAGCUUGCUCCAGUGAGCGUUGCUCCUAGUGACGGUCUUCUACCAAAUGGGAAUUUUGAUGAAGCACCAAACCCAUCAAAUCUCAAAAAAACAACAAUAGUAGGAAAAUACUCCCUCCCCAAAUGGGUGAAGAAGGGUGAAGUACGAUACGUAUCAGGUGGACCUAAACGAGUCGGGUUUACAUUCGACGUUCCACAGGGCGUGCGCGCGGUGAGCAUAGGGAGCGAGGCAUACAUACUACAAUACCUUAGAGUGAAGCCAUGGGCAUACUACUCUGUUAGUUUUAGUGCAACAAGGACUUGUCCACUAGAUAUGUAUCUUAGGGUAACAACUUCUUAUAGUGAUACAGCAGAUUUUGCAUUUCCUAAUAAAGCAUUAUAUUCAAGGAAAGAAGCAGACACUUUUGCUUGGGGAUUUCGGGCCUUUUCUAGUAAUACUGCUUUCAUUAUGUUUUCUAACCCAACUGGUCACCCAAAGUACUACGCUUGUGGACCACUUAUACAAGCUGUUGCGGUUAAGGAAUUAUUGCCAUCACCUCAAACAUCAGGCAACCUCAUACAAAAUGGAAACUUCGAAAUUGGUCCUCAUAUUUUACAGAAUUUCACAACAGGGGUCUACAUUCAUCCAUACUCUUUGAACCCUAUUUCUCCACUCCCAGGUUGGAGGAUCGAAUCCCGGUAUACCAUUAGGUAUAUCGGCUCAAAAGACUUUUUUAUACCAUCAGGAGCUUCUGCUGUUGAACUCUUAGUCGGAGGAAAAGAAAAUGCCAUAUCUCAAGACAUAGAUACAACACCAAACAACUUUUAUAACCUUACCUUCACUAUUGGUGAUGCCAAAAAUGGUUGCAUUGGUUCUAUGGCGGUCGAAGCAGCAGCCGAUAAAGAAACCAUCAAAGCUCAGUAUGAGUCUCAAGGCAAAGGUGGUGUUGCUUAUGCAAAUUUUAGGUUCAAAGCUGUCUCAUUUAGAACUAAGAUAGCAUUUUGGAGUGUGUUUUAUCAUACUACUAUUGAUGAUACCAACCGUUUCUGUGGUCCUGUCUUGGAUGAUGUUAAGGUUGUACCUGCUCUGUAAUUGCAAGAGAUCGUAAAAUUGAAUCCUGGUAUCGGAAAUUAAUAGUCACAUAUACAAGUAUGAUAGCGAUCAUACUUAAAUUAAGUGAUAGGAGAGUGUGCUCAUCUAAAUUAUUAGAGUAUAUAAUCAGUCCUCAAUCUUUAAAAUAUUGUUAAUUUCUUAAUUAUGUAACAUUAAGUCUGUUUGAAUAAACCACUAUAUGUUUGCUUACAAAAGUGAUUAUUAUGAUUUUGU
Molecule: messenger RNA, 1410 nt
Organism: Chenopodium quinoa (quinoa)
Lineage: Eukaryota; Viridiplantae; Streptophyta; Magnoliopsida; Caryophyllales; Amaranthaceae
Exons: 3
Coding region: 31-1176 (381 amino acids)
Source: RefSeq, a predicted model, not a curated record